GAGUCCUUUGGAGACAGGGAUACAUCUUAUUUACUUAUUUCUCUAUGUAAACCGCUUUGGAAACUUUUGUUAAAAAGCUAUAUAUAAAUAUUAAUUGUUGUUGUUGUUAAAUGAAGGGGCUGAUUCGUGGGUGACUCGAAUCAUCCUCAAUUCGUCAUCAAUCAAUUUGCAUGAUUUGUGUUGCAGGCACAAUUUUGCCUCUGUGUUUUUCAAUUGCUGAUUGGUUUUUUGGCACAGACUUCUGAUUGGCUUAAGAUCUCCUUGCUUCUUGAUUGGCUUGUUGUCAUUCAGACCAAAUGUUAGCAUGGACAACUGUUCCUCCAUUGGCUGGGGGGGAAAGAGCAAGGAGGGGGAUGCCAAAGGAGAGAUUAUCAAAAUAUAUAUAAGUGGCUGCUUGGAGGCAAAGAGAAUAAUUGUUUUUUGUGCCUCAGGAGAGGAUCGUCAGAGAGGUCAAUGACCUACAAACCCAGAUAAUAAUUCAAAAAAAUAUUAAAAAUCACCUGAUUGCCUUAUUUUUUUCUGAGUUGGGUGGUAGGCAGGUUGGGUCACCACCGACCCACUUUGGUACCCCUAAAACCUACCCAUGGGGAACAAUAAGGUGAUUCAAGUUCCCCGUUGUUCCCUAUGGAUGAUCUGCUGAUUUUCAUGAAUAUCCGAUUCAAUUUGUGGCUGGCCAACAGGGCCGAUUUGAUGAAUCAAUUGAUGGGCCGAUUUGAUGAAUCAAUUCGAUUUUUUGCUAUUUGAUUCAAUUGAAUAGCAAAAGAUGAUUUGUGCACAUCUCUAGUAGGGACAGGAGAGUACAAAUGAGGGGACGAGGUUUGCUGACAAAUAACUCAACUGUUAAUAGGAAAUGUACUUCUUGCUGAUAUAACCCCUGCUAAAAAGUUCAAAAAGGAGUCUUUUAACGUGGUGACAUAUUUAGUAGGGGGAGAGAACAGCUAUCCCUGUUCAACCCCAGGACGGGCUGGAGUCUCUCCAGUGGCUGCUGCUAAUGUUCCUUUCUGGGUUUUUUUAGGUUGUGAGCCCCUUUGGGACAGGGAAUCAUUUUCUUAUUUCUUUUGCUAUAUAAACUGCUUUGAGUAAUCUUUUCAUGAAAAGUGGUAUAUAAAUAUUAGAUUUACAAUUUCCUAGAACAAAAGCAACUUAUUUACAAAAUGCAACAGAACAAAAGGCUUAUCUUAAGCACUGUCCUUAAAAAAACAAUAAUGCCCUCAGAAGCUGCUGUUCAAUACACAGGAGAAAACCUUCAGAUGCCCUGUACAUGUGGAUGCUGUAAAUUUUCCCUUGUGAGACAAAUAGUUCUGGGGGCAAUUUGAAUUGGGAAAUGGUGCAUGCAGGGCACUUUCUAGAUUAGACCCUGCAAUGGGGUCACAAUAUAUCUGCGAAGUGUGCUUCUGCACUUCCUGUGUUGUGACACCGCGGUCCCUAUGCUAUCAGCAGGGCGCCAUCCGCAUUUCGGAUGCCUUGUUUCGGAUUUAAUUGCUUCAAUUUAUUGCUAUAACGUUGUAUGUCUGGCAUAAAAAGGUUGCUAUAUUUCCGGUUGUUUGUUUUUGCGAGACUGCUCCCCUUGCUGGUAGCUUGCUAUAUACAUUUUGAAUGCGAUUUUCCUGAACUGAAGCAUUUUGCCAGUGUUGAGCAGGUAAUCUAGAAAGUGCCCAGGAAGAAAAGACUAAACCCUCUCCCCGGCAUCAUGGUCCCCAUCUAAUUCAGCUUUCCUUUCUCCCUAUGACUGACAGUGGAUUUCAUGUAUCGCAUCAUGUACCCUAAGAGGGGAUUUGAAACCAGGUCUCCCCAGUCCAGAUCCAACCCUGUCCAGUACACCAAACAGGCUCAUGUGUUUUUACCCCCCUGCCUCUUACAGAGUGUUAUCCAAUCCCAUUGUUACAGUGGUGCAGAACAAGAGUGGAAGGGGCUUCAAUCCAAAAGUGGAGCAGACAUUUUAAAAUAAAAGGAAGAAGGGGGAGGUGAAGAAAAAAGGAGCUGCCGUUGUUUCAUGCCCACCAAAAUGGCAGAUAGCUGUGAAGUCAUUUGCUGUUGAAGAAAAUAAAAGGGGUAGUAGGCCGCUGCUGUUAGUGGAGGUGUGAGCGAGCGAACCUGCUUUGAAAUUAACAGUUUUGCUUAUAUUUGUUAGGUGGAAAUAUUUGGGGUUCAUGACAGAAGCAGCAAAGAAUCUCCAACAAUGGACUGAUAUGGGCAUUUGAGGAGAUUCCAGAGGGGAAAGGGGGCAUUUUAAAGUGCUGCUGCUGUGGCUGCCUGGAAGGAAGCCAAUCCCCGUGUAUGAGAAGAAGGGAGCCCGCUUCUUGGUUUCAGGUGGUGAAUUAAAAGGGAAGCCAUUGCAUAAUCUACCCACGACUGCGAAGUGACCUGACUGCCUGAAAUGGAACUCACAAAUAUUCAAGAUGUUGUUACCCAGCUAAAUGUCCAUGGUCCAACAUUGGCUUUCCAGAAUGUUACUUACUCUGUCACCACACCUUGCACAUUUCCUCUGAAAGGAAGAGAACAAAAGGAGGUUCUCAAGGAUGUCAGUGGCAUUUUAAAACCUGGGAUGAAUGCCAUCUUGGGACCAACUGGAAGUGGGAAAACCUCGCUCCUUGAUGUCAUUGCAGGAUGGAAAGAUCCCAAAGGGUUGAAAAGUGGACAAAUCUUUUUGGAUGGCAAGUUGAUGGACACUAAAUUUCACCAGUGUUCAGCCUAUGUAGUACAGGAGGAUAUUCUGACAGGAACACUCAGCAUCCGUGAGAACCUUCAGUUCUCUGCCAGCUUGCGGCUACCAGUGCAAAGGAACAGCAAUGCGGAGAAGAAACUAAAGGUUGAUGCUGUGAUUCAGGAGCUGGGCCUACAGGACUGUGCAGACACUAAGAUUGGGACCGAGUUUCUCCGUGGAGUUUCAGGGGGUGAGAAGAAAAGGUGCAGCAUUGGCAUGGAACUGAUUACUUCACCUUCCUUGAUCUUUCUGGAUGAGCCAACCACAGGACUGGAUGCCAACACAGCUAACGCCAUCAUGCAACUAUUACACCGACUUUCCAGGAAAGGAAGAACGGUGAUUUUCUCAAUUCAUCAGCCCCGCUACUCCAUCUUCCGGUUGUUUGACCAUCUGACCUUGAUGAACAAGGGGGAGAUAAUCUAUGCAGGACCAGUAGAAGAAGCCACCACCUACUUCAACAGCAUUGGCUACCAUUGUGAGCAAUUUAAUAAUCCCUUGGACUUCUUUCUGGAUGUUAUCAGUGGAGAAGUUGUGCAGUCCCAGCCUAGGCACGACUUGGGCAACAAGAAGAAUCACCAUUUCUCCAACAGCAACUCUUCUCUUGACAAAAACCCACUGUCCAGCCAUUAUCGCGUCUCCUCUUACUAUGAAGAGCUACAAAAGGAGCUGAAUGGCUUGCAGUCACCUCUGAACCAGUGCUGUGAUACCACCUCAUCCAAAGCCUCUUACGCUACCUCAUUUGGCCACCAGCUAUAUGUUGUGAGCUGCCGUAAUGUGAAACAUCUUCUCAGGAAUCCUCAGACCUCCAUUGGUCAGCUGCUUAUGGGCAUUGUCUUCUCCUUGUUGGUUGGGCUCCUUUACUACCAAAUACCUGACACUAUGCCUGAAGCCCUGCAGAACAGAUUAGGAGCUUUCUUUUUCCUGGUCCUCACUCAGAUAUUUGGGAACUUGUCUGCUGUGGAGCUCUUCAUCUAUGACCGAAAACUCUUCAUCCAUGAGAGUGCCAGGGGCUACUAUAGGACCUCUGCAUAUUUUUUGGCCAAAGUGUUUGCCGAUCUUCUUCCCAAUCGUAUCCUGCCUGUGCUGCUGUUCUCUUCCAUUUCAUAUUUCAUGAUGGGUCUCAAAUACAAUGCAGAGUCUUUCUUCCUGCACGUUUUGUCUCUUAGCCUGACCAACCUAGCAGCAGUGAGCAUGGCUUUCCUGGUCAGCGCGAGUGUCAACACUUUUGCUGUGGCCAACAUCUUGAUUGCCCUCCCUUAUGUCUUCAUGAUGGUCUUUGGUGGGUUUCUUGUAAACUUGAAUUCUAUGUUGACAUGGCUCUCCUGGAUCAAAUGGAUCAGUAUCUAUCGAUAUGGCAUGAACGCUCUAACCAUCAACGAACUUACAGGCAGAGUCUUCUCCUUGAAUUCUACCAGUAUCCAUGGAGAGCUAUACAUGGAGCAGCAAGAGAUUGACUAUAGUACCUGGGGCUUCUGGGAGAAUGAGCUGGCCCUCCUCUGUUUGACAUGUAUAUUCCUCUUUUUAGCCUACAUCCAACUCCUAAGAGUAAACCGUUGGAAAUAGAGCAGAAGUUGGAGUCCUUCCAUUUACUUUCUUCUCCAAUUGGUGAUGACCUGUCAAAUUAACAUGUUACUAACACGGAAAAACAAAUGGGUAGGGAAACAAAAGGUUCAACCCUCCUCCUACUAAUGUGAAAAGCGAAAGACCAGGACUGCAUCCAAUAUUUACACAAGGGUUUGGAUUUUUUAAACAGUAAUAAAAUACAAGAGAUGUCUUGCUUCUUUUACAA
Molecule: messenger RNA, 4493 nt
Organism: Hemicordylus capensis (graceful crag lizard)
Lineage: Eukaryota; Metazoa; Chordata; Lepidosauria; Squamata; Cordylidae
Product: broad substrate specificity ATP-binding cassette transporter ABCG2-like
Exons: 17
Coding region: 2378-4267 (629 amino acids)
Cellular component (GO): plasma membrane
Molecular function (GO): ATP hydrolysis activity; ATP binding; ABC-type transporter activity
Source: RefSeq, a predicted model, not a curated record